Alternaria alternata is the source of this 723-nucleotide messenger RNA. RefSeq lists its product as hypothetical. Bases 1 to 723 code for a protein of 240 amino acids. NCBI's taxonomy places the organism in Eukaryota, Fungi, Ascomycota, Dothideomycetes, Pleosporales, Pleosporaceae. The record is from RefSeq and is a predicted model, not a curated record. The transcript has a single exon.
AUGUACGUCGCUACUGAGGUUGUCAAAGCCUACUAUCGCAGCACCCGAUCUCUUUCCGUAGAGCCUGACCACCUUGAAGAUCUCACUGACCUGGUGUAUCGAGAUCACUUCCACCUGGGUGUCAAGCCUCUCGAUCACAUCCGGCGCCUUGAAAUUCCCUUACGUCAAGACGUUCUCAUCGGACGAGGCGAGCAGACAAGAUGCAAACUCCAGAGUACGGAAGGCCUGGAAACUUUUCGGUACCAUCUUGAAGUGCUCUUGAACGUGCGAGUCAAGAAGGGGUUUCAACUGACGAUCCUACUCACAUGGCAUGCCUUUCACAUCUACUGUAUGCCAGCUCUGGAGCGAUCACGCGCAGUAGUUAACAAGUCGCUCACGGAAGAUGCCAAAGUAAGUGUACUUGCUUGGGACAUUGAAGGGCUCGAGGAAUAUGACGUCUCGGACUACUACACGCUCUCAUCGGUCGACUGGCAGAAAAAGUGGAUUUGGAAGGUGCAGAAAGACCAUCGCCGUAAAGGCCACUUCUCAGGCUAUGAUGAUUUUGGGACAUUCCCUAGUGGGUUCUCAAUGUUCGAGGACUUGACAGAUGAUGCAGAAAAGGCUGCAGAACGAGAAGAGUGGGAAGACGACCAGGACAAGGUGUUUUUGGAAGCUCUGGCGGGCUUAGAGGGUCCAACCAGGACCGUUCCCGUGUCCUACCCCUUUUCCAAUUUACAACUCUGA